Fulmarus glacialis (Northern fulmar) is the source of this 1365-nucleotide messenger RNA. RefSeq names its product WW domain containing adaptor with coiled-coil (gene WAC). The coding region runs from base 1 to 1365 and encodes 454 amino acids. NCBI's taxonomy places the organism in Eukaryota, Metazoa, Chordata, Aves, Procellariiformes, Procellariidae. The record is from RefSeq and is a predicted model, not a curated record. Gene Ontology annotation, biological process: positive regulation of TORC1 signaling; regulation of autophagy. The transcript has 7 exons. Gene Ontology annotation, cellular component: nucleus. Gene Ontology annotation, molecular function: chromatin binding; RNA polymerase II complex binding.
AUGGGCAGCUGUAUUAAUCAAAGUCACUGCAAUCUUAGACAAGUUUCUAAUUUAAUCUUUUUGUCUUAUUGCAACGUUACUUGGGGAAUCCUGAAAAAAGUGGAAGACAAGCAUUCCAGUGACGCCGGAAGUAUGCUCCCACAGAAUAUUUUAUCUCAAACAAGCAGGCACAAUGACAGAGACUACAGACUGCCAAGAGCAGAGACUCACAGUAGUUCUACUCCAGUACAGCAUCCCAUCAAACCAGUGGUUCAUCCAACUGCUACCCCAAGCACUGUUCCUCCUAGUCCAUUUUCUCUACAAUCUGAUCACCAGCCAAAGAAAUCCUUUGAUGCUAAUGGAGCAUCUACUUUAUCAAAACUGCCUACAUCCACAUCUUCCAUCCCUGCACAGAAAACAGAGAGAAAAGAGUCUGCAUCUGUGGACAAGCCUGUAUCCCAUUCUUGCACAACUCCUUCUACAUCUUCUGCUUCUGGACUGAAUCCAACUCCUGCGCCUGCUUCAUCUGCUCCUACGGUUCCUGUCUCACCUGUUCCACAAUCACCAAUUCCUCCGUUACUUCAGGACCCAAAUCUCCUUCGACAGCUGCUGCCUGCUCUGCAAGCCACCUUGCAGCUUAAUAAUUCUAGCGUAGAUAUAUCCAAAAUCAAUGAAGUUCUAACAGCAGCUGUGACACAAGCCUCUCUGCAGUCUAUACUCCAUAAAAUUCUUACUGCUGGACCAUCUGCUUUCAAUAUCACUUCCCUAAUUUCUCAAGCUGCACAACUGUCUACGCAAGCUCAGCCAUCUAAUCAGUCUCCAAUGUCUUUAACAUCUGAUGCCUCAUCGCCAAGAUCAUAUGUAUCUCCAAGAAUAAGCACGCCUCAGACUAACACUGUUCCUCUUAAACCUUUGAUGACUACACCACCGGUAUCAUCGCAGCAGAAGGUUGCUACUCCAGGUGUUAAACAAGGACCGGCUUCACAGGCAGCACCUCAGCAGCCAGUAAUAGCUGACAAGCAGGCAGGUCAUGAACCUGCCUCGCCACGAAGUCUUCAGCGCUCAAGUAGUCAAAGAAGCCCAUCACCAGGUCCAAAUCAUACCUCUAGCACUAGUGCAUCAAAUUCAACACCUGCACCGCAAAACACAUCUGUACGACCCACUUGUUCAUUAACACCUACGCUAGCAGCACACUUCAAUGAAAAUCUUAUAAAGCAUGUUCAAGGCUGGCCUGCAGAUCAUGCAGAAAAGCAGGCAUCAAGAUUACGUGAGGAAGCCCAUAACAUGGGAAGUGUCCAUAUGUCAGAAAUUUGUACUGAAUUAAAGAAUUUAAGGUCUUUAGUUCGAGUAUGUGAAAUUCAAGCAACUUUGCGUGAGCAAAGGUAA